Glarea lozoyensis ATCC 20868 is the source of this 273-nucleotide messenger RNA. RefSeq lists its product as uncharacterized. The transcript has a single exon. Bases 1 to 273 code for a protein of 90 amino acids. The record is from RefSeq and is a predicted model, not a curated record. NCBI's taxonomy places the organism in Eukaryota, Fungi, Ascomycota, Leotiomycetes, Helotiales, Helotiaceae.
AUGACGACAUUGUACUUCGUACUCAGGUACCUCACUGUCUAUUCUACCGGUGUCGAGUCCGCAUUGCGAAAUCAGGAAUUGACGUUGGCUAUCCCACGCCCAGCCAGCUUGGCAGGCUUGUCCCGCGAUCAAGAGUUGCUUGUUGCUAGCGGUCUUCAAACAAGUCUUCUCCAAGGAAGCACAAGCUCUUUGGCGAUGCGAUGGUAUCGCUUGGAAGCUGGGCAAUUAGCACGACGCCACGACGCUGCAAAAGCUUGCUCUGACGCAUUCUGA